Messenger RNA from Aspergillus melleus, 384 nucleotides. It is a transcript of the gene SBH1, whose product is annotated as SEC61-beta family protein. NCBI's taxonomy places the organism in Eukaryota, Fungi, Ascomycota, Eurotiomycetes, Eurotiales, Aspergillaceae. The transcript is spliced from 3 exons. The record is from RefSeq and is a predicted model, not a curated record. The coding region runs from base 1 to 384 and encodes 127 amino acids. Gene Ontology annotation, cellular component: Sec61 translocon complex. Gene Ontology annotation, biological process: intracellular protein transport.
AUGGCCUCCCCCCGUGCUGCUUCUCCCUUGACCUCCGGUGCUGAAUCCGGCCCUGACUCCAAGUCUGCCGGCGCUGGUGCCGCCGCCGGAUCUGCGUCCGCCAUCAACCGUCCUUCGUCGCCCACUCCCCCCGGUGGUCCUCGCGCUGCUCUGCGUCGUCGCGCUGCCGCCGACCACAAGGAGUCUCUGCGCAAUGUCCGCCCUAGCUCGACUCGCUCUGCCGGUGCCGGUGGUUCCUCGGGCACUAUGCUCAAGCUCUACACCGACGAGAGCCCCGGUCUGCGCGUCGACCCCGUCGUUGUCUUGGUUCUGAGUCUGGGAUUUAUCUUCUCGGUCGUUGGUCUGCACGUCAUUGCCAAGAUCACCCGCAAGUUCUCUUCAUAA